Lotus japonicus is the source of this 771-nucleotide messenger RNA. Its product is annotated as chaperone protein dnaJ 20, chloroplastic-like. The transcript has a single exon. NCBI's taxonomy places the organism in Eukaryota, Viridiplantae, Streptophyta, Magnoliopsida, Fabales, Fabaceae. The record is from RefSeq and is a predicted model, not a curated record. Bases 66 to 596 code for a protein of 176 amino acids. Gene Ontology annotation, cellular component: chloroplast.
CUCAAGUUUCAACACACAUUUUAAUUUCACAAAUCAAAGAUUGCUACAAUCAAUCAAUUAAAGCAAUGGAUGUGCUAUCCUUAAGCUCAAGCCUAAGCAUUUCCAAGCCACUUCAUUCCUUUCCACACUCUAGUAAACAGCAAAGAACUUUUCUGGUGAACUUUGCAAUUUCAUGCAGAGGAGCUACAAAGCUAAAGGAAGAAACCACCCAUGGAAACCUCUAUAAAGUGUUGUCCUUGAAACCCGGAAGUGCGAUGGAUGAGAUAAAGAGAGCAUACAGAUCAAUGGCUCUUCAGUACCACCCUGAUGUGUGCCAUGAUCCUUCCAUGAAAGAGGAGUCAACGAAGAUGUUUGUUCAACUAAAUGAAGCUUACAAGACACUGUCAAAUCCCCUGCUUAGAGAACAAUAUGACAGUGAAUUGGGUUUCAGAAGUGAAAUGAAUAUUAAUGUUAGUGAUGAGGGGUUGAGAAGUAUGUGGCAGGAGCAAGUGGUUCAUGAUAUGAACAUGAAGACAAAGUCUCGCAGACGCAUGGGACAAAAAGGGGGAUCAUGGAGCAGCAGAAUGAAGACACAGAACAUGGAAAACAAGAACUAGUUUUCUUGCUCUGUGUUUGAGUUUGUUGCUGUUCAUGUCAAAAUGUUAAAUUGGUUUACUUUUAGCUUUAGGUGGUUGACUCUUUCAUAUUUACAUUUAUUUUUUUGAAAUGUCAUAUGUACAUUUAACUAGGACCGAAAGUUUUUGAGUUUGAUGGGUUAUUUUUUUUUACUAA